UCCAAAUUAGGGACGCAGAUAAAGAGACAAAGCCAAAACUGCGGUUUAAUCAGUACAGGUAGCGGCUAUUCCAGCUUAGUAUCAUUAAUUCCUGUCUCAUAGUCUUUGCUCCCUGCUCUUGACGUUGCAGCGCCAGCCUGUCUUUCGGGCCAAACCUCAAGUAGGCAAGUCGCACCAUGUGAAUUGGUUGAUUCUUUGGCGGCUCAUUUUGCCCACAAGGCUAGAGAUUAUCGUUCACCAGAAAAGCUCGACGGAUCCUGGACAAACAUUUUUCCGUCGUGAACGUCAACGUACUUAUGGUCUUCAGUCACCACGAAUUCUUCCCCGCUGCGGAUAUAUAUACUCACACUUAUUCCUUCCACAAGCCCCUUCCCAACGGCGAACCAACUCUUUCUUUUCUUUAGUCGGUCUACCCAUAUACUUUCCAUACCUCAGCUUCCUUACACUAAAAGUCGUUUUCAAGUCUACGCUCGAUACAUCUCACUACAUCCGCAAAAAUGCCGCCCAAGUACAACGAGAAACACGAGCCCGCGAAUAAUUUUGUCGGGAGCCCUUGGCAAAGCGGUCAGACCUUCAAUGAUACCUCGCUCCUCCCAUUUUUACGCGCAUAUACGCGCAUGAAUAGUAGGGACGCAGGCGGAGGCGAUAGACAAUUUAACGAUGAAUUCAACUUCGCUCGCCGCAUAGUUGAGGAGCUGAACCGCCUCCACGGAGGCCCUCCUGAGUUCAUCCAUGAACUAGUGUACUCAAUCGCCAAUCCAACCUCUGACCAACGGCCGAUGUACCCGACGUUGCGCUCUCAGGGAGUGAGCGACCAAGUGGCAUACCAGAACCGGAUCAUUGUAUCUGUUCUUCUGAUGACACAUGCCACGACUGAUCGGGAAGGCGACGGAGGCAUAACGCGUGGAGGUCUCUGGCUUCCACCGCGUCAACAGGCCCGCGAAGCACAGGAGGCAGCUGCGCAGCGAGGCCACGCAGUUCAGUAUCCUACUUGGUCUCGGGAUGAGGCAGUGGCAAGCACCCCAGCACGAAACGCGAACUGGACCGCUACAGGCCAACCUCCGCGGCAAACUCAAGAUAAUGCUCUCCGUUAUUGCGGAUCUCAGGGCUUCGACAAUGCCGUGGGGAGCCUUCCCCCGUUCUUCCUAGAUUGGGCGCCUACACCUCACUCAAUGCGCGGCCAUCCCUCACCUGGAGUCUUUUCUGGUCCGCCUUCUGCAAUUCUCGGAGGCCAUCAGUGGUCAUAUCGCGGCCCUCACUGGCACGCUUCGAAUUCCAGCCUCCACAGCGAGUAUAGCGCACCUCCGCCACCUGAUUCCCAGUCGCGGCCCAAUUACGUUCAGGAUACGCUGCGAGCCGGCCUCAAUCUCACCCAUCAAGCUGUGCGACAUGGUAACAAGUCAUCCCCGUACGAGACUGCAACUUCCAAUGGUCGCCAGCUUGCCGACCGUCGCUUCUGGCAGCCUUCAAAACCACCCACGACCCAGACCCGUCAGCCAUCAGCAUACGUCCCGCCUCCGCCUAGUCUCGAAGGCAUUGACCGCAUCUCUGCGCUCGUAACUGAGAUGGCUUCACCAGCUAGAACCGCCCAGCCACCGAUUGGUUCUGAUCGCCCGCGUCACGAUUGUCAUCGCCACGGGGGUAGUCGCAACAGCCGCGGCGAGGGCGCUCGUGGUACCCCAAGUCGUCCUCCCCCUAGAAGCGGAAGUCGCAGCGGUUGCCCUCGCAGUAGGCGUGACGACCAGGGAUAGUGAUCGCUAAACACCCAUUGAACCUGACUAUGGUCUCUCUUAGUGGCAUAUACUAGCUACCUGGAUGGAUACACCGAGGGUUAGCAUGGUCCUUUUCUGGGAAGCGAUCGACUACCGAAAAUAAAACCCCGAAGGGAGGUGUAUAUAACAGAAAAAGGGGGCUGGUCGUUGUGACAUCGAACUCUUGUUGCGGCACUUUCCAGGUACCUUGUGUGCAACUAGAAACAAGGGAAAUACGAGGCUGAAGAUGGUUUUCGAUAUUUCUAAAGUUUGCUCACGAUAGUAUUUAGGCAGCCUCUGGCCAGUAUCUUCUUUUCCCCAGCAUGACUUGCAUUUUGCACUCAUGAAGCUAGCAUCGACAUCUCUUGUCUUUUGCUCCCAGCGCACUAUAAUUCACAGCACUAAUACAUUCCCGAAUCC
Paraphaeosphaeria sporulosa is the source of this 2171-nucleotide messenger RNA. RefSeq lists its product as uncharacterized. Lineage: Eukaryota; Fungi; Ascomycota; Dothideomycetes; Pleosporales; Didymosphaeriaceae. The record is from RefSeq and is a predicted model, not a curated record. The transcript has 3 exons. The coding region runs from base 498 to 1751 and encodes 417 amino acids.